UUCUUCACUCACUGCAUUUCCUAUCCAUCGCGGUGACGGAGCCCAGCCCGGGGAUCCCUCAGUUCAUGGUGUUGGGAUACGUGGACGGGAUCCCCAUCAGCCGCUACGACAGCGAGCGGGGCCGGGUGGAGCCGCUGACGCCGUGGAUGGCGGCCGGAGGGUCUCCAUGGAUCCAAUCCCACCCCCCAGGUCUCCACACAAGGCAGCGGCUUUAUGGCUGUGACCUCCUGUCUGACGGGAGCGUCCGUGGAUACAACCAGAUUGGCUACGAUGGGCGGGAUUUCAUCUCCUUCGAGCUGGGAUCCAGGAGAUUCGUGGCGGCCGAUGGAGCUGCCCAGAUCACCAAGAGGAAAUGGGAACAUGAUGGGAUAGAGGUGGACUAUUGGAGAAAUUACCUGGAGAACACCUGUCUGGAAUGGCUCCAGAAAUUCGUCAGAUACGGGCGGGAGGCGCUGGAGCGCAAAGGUUUUUGA
Messenger RNA from Manacus vitellinus (golden-collared manakin), 473 nucleotides. Its product is annotated as major histocompatibility complex class I-related gene protein-like. Gene Ontology annotation, cellular component: external side of plasma membrane. The record is from RefSeq and is a predicted model, not a curated record. The annotation marks the transcript as partial. Lineage: Eukaryota; Metazoa; Chordata; Aves; Passeriformes; Pipridae. The transcript is spliced from 3 exons. Gene Ontology annotation, biological process: immune response.